Molecule: messenger RNA, 1379 nt
Organism: Prionailurus viverrinus (fishing cat)
Lineage: Eukaryota; Metazoa; Chordata; Mammalia; Carnivora; Felidae
Product: heterogeneous nuclear ribonucleoproteins C1/C2-like
Exons: 4
Coding region: 128-1033 (301 amino acids)
Source: RefSeq, a predicted model, not a curated record
GAAAGCCCUGAUCUGGCCGGCCAGAAGGCUGCAGGCGAUUGACCCCUCCUGCCCACCGGGGCCACCUGACAGAUACCCCUUAUUAGAGGCCAGACACGGGGAAGCUGGUUUGCUGUGUUCUCUCAAAAUGGCCUUGGUCAAGUCCCUAAGGCCUCUUCCAAUGGAGAAUUCUGGGAUUCUAAGGAAAAGUUGCACACCUCAGUUUCUUCAAGUUAAAUGGGUCUGGGAAAGGACUCUGGCCAUGGAGAGUGACCCCUUCCCCAUUUGUCUCUGUUGCAGCAGCAGUAACUAUGACCUGGACUACAAGCUGUACAGGGAAGAUGUCCCCUACCGUAGUGUGUAUGAAUGCCAAAGAAUCCCUCCACUCAUUAACCGAGUGCCUGUCAAGAUCCGGAGGACCCAGGUGGGCAUGGGGAUCAAGAGCAGCUGCAGUCCCCACAAGGGCCCCAGGAAGAGCCACCUGCCCCAAGAGCAAAUAAAGCUCCAGACCGAGGAGCUGCACUCCAUCAGGGGGGAGCUAAGCCAGAUCAAAGCCCAGGUGGACCGUCUGUUGGAGACUCUGGAGCGCAUGGACAAGCAGAGGGACCAGCUUCUGGGUCAAGCACCUCCAACUGGGGGCCCAGCCUGCACUCCAAGGUCAGAGGCCAGUGAAGAAAACAGGGCCCUGGUGAGUAAGAGAUCCUCAUGCAGAAACACUGAAGCCAAGCAGGAGCCCAGGGGCCAGAGGCCCCAUCCAGAAGCAGACAGCCCCGAGGACAGCACAGACCCAGAGGAGGCAGUGAGUGGCCCGGCACCUCCCCUCAUCCUCACCCUCCCUGCGUUUGAGUCCUUGUGGCCUCCCUGUGAACAAGGGAGAGACUCGGGUUUGUGCGGGAGCCCACAGUGGUGGUUGAGGGGAGACACAGGACUUCUACCGCAGGCAAGCCCCAGAACGUGGGCCCUGCACUGCGUUGUCUCCCACUCUCAACUCGGGCUUGAUGAGCUCAGCUGGACUAGGGGCCACAGCCAGGCAGCUGGGCCAGUUCUGGGCUGAAAUACCAUCUUCUCCAGGAAGCCGGGAGGCGGGCUUUGAGCACCACAGACAUCACAGCUGUGCCUCAUGGCCCCACAUCCCUUGCCUGAGUACCACCUGGCAAGCUUGUUAAAACCGAUUUCUGCCUUUUCCCUGCCCCCACAUCUUAUAUUGUACCGUGCUCCCCCGGGAAGCUGUGGCACAUGGACCUUCCCGGAUGGAGAACAUCCAACCUGAGUCUGAUAAGAGCCCUUCGUGCAACAUCAAAGGGCCCAAAUGUUCCCUGACCUACCAUAUCCUCCUCCCUUAUUGGUAGUCCCUGAGAUAGGUCGAGCCCCGGGUUUGUUUGGGCCAUCUCAACAGGGCC